AUGGACGCUGGAAACGACGAGAGCCACGAUGCAACUAACGAUUCGGAUGAUCGUCACCUAGGCACGUUUCCGUACUACCUAGUACCACGAUUCGCCAAUAUACGUCUACGACUACCACGAGUGUUUUUGUCUACCUCGGAUAAGGAGACACUAGGAGGUCGCGCGCACUUUGAGACUCGCAAGAAAACUUACCGGCAGGCCGCCAACACCGCAUCGGCUCGCAUUCGGUACUUUCUAGUACCACGAUACGCCAAACAUGUCCACGAGCGUUUUGCCAACCAAGGCAACGAGAAACUAGGAGGUCGGAGUUGGGCUGCUCCCCAGACUGCCGAUGUUCGCCUUCCUAUUCCAGAUCCGGUUGGUUUGGGCCUGACGAAGGCUUUGGGUCUACACCCGCAAUGGAAAACUUGGCACGAUCAAUGGUUGUUGGGCGCGGCUGUAUCCAACGCUUUGACUACAUGGGUCCGCAUUCCGGACCAGGCAGAAGAAAGCACCCCCUGCCUCAUCUACAAGGUGUUUUAA
Messenger RNA from Echinostoma caproni, 522 nucleotides. The record is from the annotation of a GenBank genome assembly. NCBI's taxonomy places the organism in Eukaryota, Metazoa, Platyhelminthes, Trematoda, Plagiorchiida, Echinostomatidae.